GCGGAAGGAGAGUCUCUCAAGGCUCGCGACAAAAUGGCUACGAUAAGAGCUCUGUCCCGUAUUCUGUCCGUCCUGUCAGCAAUAACAUUGUUAUGGACAGAAUUGGGCGAAUGCAAUAAUAACCGAAGGUCAGGAGAAGUGGUGGACACAGACUUCAGUGGAUUCUCAGUGCCAUUAGAGCACUCUUUUGAAAUGGAUGAUGUCCCCAGAUUUCGACUUCGUGGUGCCCUGCAGUUCAGGGGUGGGAGAGAGAACAAUGUGUAUCUCUCCCAAAAUCAGCUCUCAGAUAAAGAUAGGAAUACUCUGAAAGAUGUUGUAGCAGUUGAUGGUCUAUACAGAAUCCGGAUCCCAAGAGUCUCUCUUCAGGCAGAUUGGCAGACAGAGAGACGAUCUGAGGGAUACCUCACUGCAUUUGUUAGAGCUUGUUCAUUAGUGGAGUCCCACCUCAGUGAUGUCAUCACCCUUCACACUGAUGUCAGCGGAUAUGUUAUCGGCAUUUCCAUGGUGACAAUCCCUGGGUCAUGUCGUGGGAUAGAGGUGGAGGAUGAGGUUGAUCUUGAAGUGUUUAACACAACAGUAAGUGUUGUGGCACCAGUCACUGCACCUGCACCUGAAACAGCACCAUUCAUUGAGAGAAUGGAACAGGAAAUGGAAAAGAAAGGGAAAAAUCCACAAGAACAGAAAUCCUUCUUUGCCAAAUACUGGUAUUUGAUUCUGGGAGGUGCAGUGUUCCUCAUGGCCACCAGUUCAGCACAGACCCCACCAGGGGGCGCCAGAGAGCAGAGCUGAUUUCCAUUUCAAUGGAUGUAUAUUGUCCCGCUUGUUCUGUUCCUGAUGAUGUCUGGAGCUCAGGAUCAGUCGGGAAGAGGAGCCGGAGGAGGAGCAGCCAAUGGUGGAGGACGAUGAUUCCCAUGGCAACUAAAACUCCUGUGUUGUACAUAAUAAUUUAAAACAGUUUUUGAAUUCAUACACACAUAACAUAAACACAUUUACAGAAGAAGGAUUAUUCUAGAGAAAUACUGUUUGAAAAGCUUAACUUAUGACUGCAUUCUUGAAUUGCAUUUUUACUACUGAUUUAAUUAAUAAAACAUUGACCAUUAGAA
Messenger RNA from Myxocyprinus asiaticus (Chinese sucker), 1103 nucleotides. Its product is annotated as ER membrane protein complex subunit 10-like. The record is from RefSeq and is a predicted model, not a curated record. Gene Ontology annotation, cellular component: EMC complex. NCBI's taxonomy places the organism in Eukaryota, Metazoa, Chordata, Actinopteri, Cypriniformes, Catostomidae. The transcript is spliced from 8 exons. The coding region runs from base 34 to 789 and encodes 251 amino acids.